Cervus elaphus (red deer) is the source of this 1617-nucleotide messenger RNA. RefSeq names its product LSM11, U7 small nuclear RNA associated (gene LSM11). The record is from RefSeq and is a predicted model, not a curated record. Gene Ontology annotation, biological process: mRNA 3'-end processing by stem-loop binding and cleavage. The transcript is spliced from 4 exons. Gene Ontology annotation, cellular component: U7 snRNP. Bases 51 to 1130 code for a protein of 359 amino acids. Lineage: Eukaryota; Metazoa; Chordata; Mammalia; Artiodactyla; Cervidae. Gene Ontology annotation, molecular function: U7 snRNA binding.
GCGGCCCCGCUCCUUCUUCCCAUCGGCCUCGGCUUGCGGGCCUUUCAAACAUGGAGGAGCGGGAGCAGGGGGCGAGGUCGGCUCGCACUGGGAGCCCCGCGCGCCCGCCCAGCCCGCGCCUGGAUGUCAGCUCUGACAGCUUCGACCCGCUGCUGGCCCUGUAUGCGCCCCGCCUGCCUCCCAUUCCCUACCCCAACGCGCCCUGCUUCAACAACGUGGCCGAGUACGAGAGCUUCCUCAGGACCGGGUUACGGAGCGGCGGGCGCGGGCGGGCGCGGGGCGCGGCCGCUGGCUCAGGGGGCCCCGCUGCGGCCGCCGGGCCCUCGGGCAGGACUCGCCGCCGCCCGGACGCCCCCGCCCCGGACCCCGAGCGCAUCCAGCGCCUCCGCCGCCUCAUGGUGACCAAAGAGGAAGGGGACGAGGCCGCCGACGCGCGGCGGCGGGGUCCGGGUCGGAGCAGGAAGGCGCCGCGCAACGUGCUCACGAGAAUGCCCUUGCACGAAGGCAGCCCUCUGGGUGAACUCCAUCGUUGUAUCCGGGAGGGGGUGAAGGUGAAUGUUCACAUCCGCACUUUCAAGGGACUUCGGGGCGUCUGUACCGGCUUCCUCGUUGCAUUUGACAAGUUCUGGAAUAUGGCACUUACUGAUGUGGAUGAGACCUACCGAAAACCUGUUCUAGGCAAAGCAUAUGAACGGGAUUCUUCAUUGACUCUCACCAGGCUCUUUGAUCGACUAAAACUGCAAGAUUCCUCCAAGAAGGAAACAGAUUCUAAGUCUGCAGUUGAAGACUCCACUCUCUCCAGAUACUCCCAGACAUCCACAUGGAAGGUGGCCUCGGUGUGGGGAAGAGGAGACACCGACCGGAGUUCACGCAGGCGUUCCCGCUCUGUCCCUUCUUCCCUGCAGGCGUCUGCAAGGGAGGAGUCCAGGUCAGAGCUGUCAGGGAGGACUACACGGACAGAAGGGUCCAGUGCGGGGGGUACCUUUUCCAGGGCUACCACCCUUUCCAGGGGCCAGUCCCGUAAGAAAAAGAGAAAGCCCAAAGUGGAUUACCAGCAGGUUUUCACUCGACAUAUAAAUCAGAUUUUCAUUCGAGGCGAGAACGUCCUGCUGGUUCAUCUUGCACAGUGACUGGCUCAACCUCACUUGAGCUUUGGUUUUAGAAAUACAAUGCAUGAAUUGCUGCUAUGCUGUAUCCUAGUAUCCCAGUGUAACUCUGAGUUGGAGUGAUCCCUCUGGUCCAGCAUGUGCAGAGCAUAGAGCCAGGCUCGGGCCCUCUGGGAGAUGAGGUCCUGAAGGGAAAACAGGGCUUGAGAGGGUGGUGGGUGUGUGCAUUAAUAUCACAGCAAAAGCUGUACAGAGCAUGGUAUAUGCAUCUGAUUUGGUAUUAGGGUCUACUGCAUACACUCAAACCAAAUAUAAGAUCUUGAAUUGGGGAGCAUGGUAUGAAUUGAAUUAACUUCACAGACACUAUAGCAUGGCGAAGGAGAAAGCCUCCUCAGGGAGAAUGAUCUCAUUUCUAGAAGCUAGUGCCCUGAGUACUCAUGAAUUUGUAUCUAAGAGUAGCAGUAUAAAUCACCCCGAGCCCUGCAUCCGCACCUUGUAACUAACCUUUAAG